AAGUUUUUUGAUAGAAUUGGUGAAAUUUAGUGUGUGAAUAUUUUCUAAAAACCUAUCAACAAUGAGUGAAGAUUCAAAUAGCAAUUACUUAUAUGCAGUGAUUUGUUUUCUGAAGAAAAAUAAGAAAAAAAAAUCCCAAGUAGACUUCAUUCCGUCAUCAUGGAUUGUAAAAGUUGACGAAAAUAAUAUUUUUUGUAAAUAUCCACCAAAAGAAGAUUACAAUCUAAUACCUGAGUGGCUGACUCUGUUAAAGGGUCCAGAAGAUGAUUGGAAUUUAUUUCCUAUCACAAUCAUCUCGUAUGCACGAGAUUUAGAACAAGGAAACCGUCGCCUUGAUCGUGCAUACAUCAAAAAUGAUGUUAAAAGUACUGAUGAUGAAAGUGCUGUAUGUGACGAUAUUUCAAAGAAAUCACAACCUAGAUCCAUGGCAGAGAUAAAGCGUAAAAUAAAACCGUUGUCUUCAACAAGUCAGUUAUCACCAAUUUCUGAAACCAUAUCAGAUGAAUCAAUACAACAAACAGAGAAAAAUCAUCAUUCAACAACAGUAGAAGUGAAAAAAAUAAUUGCAUCAACUAAUAAAAAAUACGACCAAUUUGAUGAAAAAUUAAAAAUUUUAUCGGAUGAUAUUGAACACUCUCAUCCAGAUUUGGCAUUAUUGAAAGACUAUAUUGAUGCAAGAUGUUCAAAAAUGACCGAAGAAUUACGAACUCAACUCUUCUCUAUCAAACGAAGCCUACAGUAUGAUCUUAAAGAAAAAAAUAAUGAAUUAAAACAUACUUCAAUCGUCAAUACAAAUACUCAAGGACCAAGUAUGAGUGUAUCAGAUGCAAGAAAAGCUCUGGGAGUGUCUCUUCCAUUAAUGCAAAUUGAAGAUUUUUUGAAGUUUGAGGAUUUGCUUAAAAAUUCAGAGGAAAAACAGAAUGCGUUGAAAACUUUAUAUCGUAUUUUAAUAAUCGGAGAAAUAACAGUAACAACCUGUAUAAAAAAAAUUAUGUUAGCAACUGUUGAUAAACAAAUUGAGUUAGAGUAUUCUGGGACAGGAAAAAAAAAUAAAAAAGCUAUCAGCACUAAACGCGAUCUUAGUGCAACUCAAACAUUCACUUGUUUACAAGAUGUUAUCGUUGAAAAAUUUGGCGAUAAAGAAGAAGUAAAGAAUUUACCUGGAGAAGUGGGACGUUGGCUGUCUGGAGCCAAUGAUAGUGGUGGAGGAAGAAAACAACGAUAA
Molecule: messenger RNA, 1225 nt
Organism: Chelonus insularis
Lineage: Eukaryota; Metazoa; Arthropoda; Insecta; Hymenoptera; Braconidae
Exons: 6
Coding region: 62-1225 (387 amino acids)
Source: RefSeq, a predicted model, not a curated record